UUUUGCAAGUGUUUUUUUAUUGGUACUCGCAGUAUUAGUUUAAUGCAAACCAUCCUGAAAUGUUUGUGGAUGAACUAACGCGGCACAUUACCACAAGCACACCAUCCCCAUGGUGGAACAUGGUAGUAAGGGCGUCAUGCUGAGGGGAAGCUUUAAAGUGGGAUAGGGAAGCUGGGCAAAGUUGAUACAGGGCAGUUGUGAAAGAAGACCUGUUAUAGGCUAAAGGGGCUGAGGUUUUGCUUCCAGCAGGAAAGCAUUCUAGAUCUAGCCAGAUCUAGAAUGAAAUAGUUUAGAUCAAAGUAUAUUCAUGCCUUGGAAUGACCCUGUAAAACGUUAGAUUUGUAAAGCUUGAGCAUCUGCGUAAGGGGUGGAAAGUUGUUGUCAGAUGCUGUUAAUUCCACUCCACUAAUUUUAAUUUCAUAUCACCAGCUUUUCCACCAUGAAGACAAAUAAGUCUUAUAAACUUGUACUGCACAAGAAAGGUUUUGGUGGAAGUGAUGAUGAGCUGGUUGUCAACCCGAAAAUCUUCCCUCAAGUUAACCUGGGGGACAUAAUUGAGAUCGCGCACCCUACAGACGAGUACAGUCCGCUUCUGCUGCAGGUGAAAAGCCUAAAAGAGGAUCUUCAGAAAGAGACCAUCAGUGUGGACCAGACUGUAGCACAGGCUUUCAAGCUUCGUGCCUAUCAGGAUGUUAUUGUAAAUAUCGUUGACCCGAAGGAUGUAACACUUGACCUUGUGGAGCUAACAUUUAAAGAUCAGUACAUUGGAAGAGGAGACAUGUGGAGGCUAAAGAAGAGUCUGGUGAGCACAUGUGCUUAUGUGACUCAGAAAGUGGAGUUUGCCGGAAUCAGAGCCCAGGCCAGUGAAUUGUGGGUGAAGGGAGAAAAAGUGACUUGUGGUUACAUUAGCGAGGAUACCAGAGUGGUAUUUAGAUCAACGUCUGCUAUGGUUUAUAUCUUCAUCCAGAUGAGCUGUGAGAUGUGGGACUUCGACAUAUAUGGAGAUCUGUACUUUGAGAAGGCUGUCAACGGUUUCCUGUCUGACCUGUUCACCAAAUGGAAGGAGAAAAACUGCAGUCAUGAAGUGACCGUUGUGCUUUUUUCACGCACAUUCUACAAUGCAAAAUCCUUGGAGGAGUUUCCUGAGAACCUGAGAGGAUUCAUGAGACAGAAUCACGAGGGACGCUAUUAUGAAGACUUCUACAGGGUGGUAGCUCAGAACGAGAGACGGGAUGAGUGGACAUCGCUGCUGGUCACCAUCAAGAAACUCUUCAUUCAGUACCCUGUUCUGGUGCGACUUAAAGAAGCAGAUGGUUUUCCCAUGGGCUAUAAUUCCACUGCUGUGCAGGGAAACUACCUGGAGGCCAUUAAUCUUUCGUUUAACGUGUUUGAUAAGCACUACAUCAAUCGUAACUUUGACCGGACCGGCCAGAUGUCAGUGGUCAUCACUCCUGGAGUAGGAGUGUUCGAAGUGGACCGUCUGCUUAUGAUUCUCACGAAACAGCGAAUGAUUGAUAAUGGUAUUGGUGUGGACUUGGUGUGUAUGGGAGAGCAGCCACUGCAUGCUGUGCCACUGUUUAAGUUGCACAACAAGGCGACACCCAGAGACUCACGUGCAGGAGACGAUUACAAUCUUCCACACUGGAUCAACCACAGCUUCUACACAUCCAAAAGCCAGAAUUCCUGUAACUCGUUUACUCCUCGGAUCAAACUGGCUGCUCGAAAGCCUCAUGCUGAGACACUGAAGAGCAGCAAAGACCACUCUCUGUGCUCACCGAAGGACUCGGACAACAGUCUACCUAUACAGGUAGACUACGAUGCCUAUGAUGCUCAGGUGUUCCGCCUUCCAGGUCCAUCACGAAUUCAGAGGAGCACCAACUUCAGGAUGGCUCGAGACAAAGAGACGAGUGCGAGAAAGAGCUGGGGCUCUGUUGACAUCAGCACAGGCAUAGGCACGUCUCCUCCUGUUCGCUCAGGGUGCGCAGAGGAACAGCAAAGCCUUGCCUCCGAUGAUAGUCUGGGCCCCGUGUCCAACAUGCUGCUGAUACCCCGGGGUCCUCCAGCGCAGUACGAAGUCAGUAGCUCUCUGGGAUAUACCAGCACCAGAGACUUAUUGGAGAAGAUUAUGGACUCUCAGCGGGACUCCAGUGCGCCAGGCAGGUUCACAGUGGGUAGUGCUGAGUCCACCCUUCAUAUCCGGCCUGGAGGUUACACUCCUCAGAGAGCUCUCAUAAACCCCUUCACACCAUCCAGGAUGCCUAUGAAGCUCACCUCCAACCGCCGGCGCUGGAUGCACACCUUUCCUAUUGGCCCCUCUGGAGAGGCAAUCCAGAUCCACCACCAGACCAGACAGAACAUGGCAGAGCUACAGGGCAACCAGCAGAAAGAUCCAACUCAUACUUCUGCUGAACUGCUGGAGCUGGCUUAUCACGAGGCCACGGGAAGGCGAACAACCUCAAGGCAAGCAGGCGAGAAUGGCCUUUACACCUGCGGAGUAACGGAAGAGUUCACUGGAAGCCCAGGGAGCAACAACAGCAGUGGAGCUCUGGGCAACCGAAGCUGCUCGUUCCAAGACUGUUCCAGCAGUGCUUCAGAUCCAACCCUGCUGCUGUCUGCACCCCCGACAGUGCCAAGCUUCUGCUGCACGGUGGGGGUGGACUGGAAGUCCCUGACUACACCAGCCUGUCUCCCCCUCACCACUGACUACUUCCCCGACCGUCAGACGCUGCAGAACGACUACACUGAAGGCUGCUACGACCUGUUGCCUCACAGUGACUUAGAAAGACGAGAAGAUGAAGCUCCAGUGAUGACAGCGUCUCAGGUGUUUGAAGAGUUUAUCUGUCAGAGGCUGAUGCAGGGAUAUCAGAUAAUCGUCCAGACAAACAACAGAAAGCUGCCACCUGUAGUGGCCACACCCCUUGGCAGUAGUCCUCUGUACACCCGAGGUCUGGUGUCUUUGCGUCGAGCGGAAGAGGAGGAGACAGUUUACUGGCUCAGCAUGGGACGCACCUUCCAUAAAGUCUGCCUCAGAGACAAGAUCAUCACUGUGACUCGCUACCUGCCAAAGUAUCCCUAUGAAUCAGCUCAGAUCCAGUACAGCUACAGCCUGUGUCCUCCACACUCAGAUGCUCAGUUUGUUUCCUGCUGGGUGGAGUUUGGACACGAGCGGCUGGAGGAGUACAAGUGGAACUACCUGGACCAGUACAUCUGCUCUGCUGGCUCUGAGGACUUCAGCCUGAUUGACUCCCUGAAGUUCUGGAGGACCCGCUUCCUGCUGCUGCCAGCUGGAGGCGCUCGGCGGGUGGCGGACGGAGAGGGGCGCUGGGACGUGUAUGGGGAGGGAACGGGGGCUGGGAUGGCUGGCUGCGGGGACUGGCUCCUGUUGGAUGGCUUCAUUCGCUUUCUGGAGGGGCUCAACCGCAUCCGCCGACGGCAUCGCUCUGACAGGAUCAUCAGGCAGAAGGGCGCGCCAAUGAAAGGGCUGCAGGUUACGAGUCCAAUUCCACCGUACCCACCUGAGCCUAUAGCACCUCCACAAGGAAAGAGGGGCACAUCUGCUUUGACAGCUUUGCUAGAGAUGGAGCAUAACCAGAAGACACUGGAGGAGCAGCAGCAGCAGCAGCAGUCCAAACCCUCCACAGCUGGGAGUGAUCUGUCAGGUGUGGCCACAGCUCUCACCUAUGUAGACAGCCCCCGUAAGGACGCUGCCUUUAUUUUGGAUUUUAUACGUAGCCCUCGCUCCUCCUACAUCUAUCAUUCUCAGCUGGCUGCAGAGACGACAGAGCCAGCAGAGAAAGGCGUGCAGCCUGCGGUGACAGCUGGAGCACAGAUACCUGCAGGGGAAACUGCAAACAGCAGCACAGACACCAGUGGGCCAUCUGCAGCAGGGGCUCUUAGUCUGUCCUCCUCGUCAACACUAAUGGAGAUCCUCGAGGCCAUAAAACACCCCACGACCGGAGUGCAGCUGCUUCCAGAACAGAAAGGCCUCCCACUCAACUGCUUCAUAAGCGCCGAAGUCGUUCAUUGGCUGGUCAACAAUGUGGAGGGUGUGGCCACACAAGGGAUGGCUGUGGAUAUCAUGCAGAAAAUGGUGGAUGAAGGUGUGGUGGCCCAUGCCUCAGGAGACGCCAUGCGAACAUUUGUCUACGGCUUCUACUUCUACAGAAUAGUAGGAGAAAAAGAUGGCCUGAGCUCCCAGCUUCAGACUCCAGCUGCUGGGGGCUGGUUGACUGCAGCAGUGGAGGAUUUUGCCCUUUUCCAGAGAAAGUGGUUUGAGGUGGCUUUUGUGUUGGAGGAGCGGCGGCCCUGUGACCUCCCGGCGUUCCUCUUGCCCUGGCUCCCCAGCCGGCCCGCCUCCUAUGCAAGGGCUUUGGAGCACUGCUUUGCAUCCAGCCGUCACUUCCAGCAUCUCUCUCCUUCAACUGCUCCUCAUGCCGUCCAGCUCACCUUCUUCUACUCCUUUCACUUCCUGUUGUAUUUCCUGUCCACCUCUGCCCCACUGUCCAUCUGUGCUGCAGCUGCUACAGUCCCAGAGCAGAAGACGGUCACGCUGGACGUGGACGUCAACAACCGCAGUGACCGAACAGAAUGGUGCAGCUGUUAUUACCAUGGCAACUUCUCUCUUAAUGCCGCCUUUGAAAUCAAGCUCCACUGGAUGGCUGUGACGGCUGCCGUGCUUUUUGAGAUGGUUCAAGGUUGGCACAGGAAAGCAGCCUCUUGUGGUUUUCUGCUGGUUCCUGUUCUGGAGUUUCCUUUUGCACUAACAUCCUAUCUCUAUGGAGACCCGCUGAGAGCCCAGCUCUUCAUCCCCCUUCACAUCCAUUGUCUGCUGAAGAACGGCAGCGACAACCUGUUUGAAGGUUUUGAACCAGAGACGUACUGGGACAGGAUGCAGCUCUUUCAGGAAGCCAUCCUCUACAGGUUUGGCUUUGUACACGACAAGUUUUCUGCAUCAGCUUUUAAUUUCCCUGCAGAGAACAAGCCCCAGUACAUCCAUGUUACAGGCACCGUCUUCCUGCAGCUGCCGUACUCCAAGAGGAAGUACUCGGGCGGGCAGACGCGACGCCGCAGAAACUCCACCACCUCCAACUGCCAGGGCCCGUUUGGUGGCGAGGAGAGGGUGGGCUAUUACUGGGCCUACAACACCAUGCUGACCAAAGCCUGGAGGACGGGGGUGUUGGGCGAUGAGCGGCUGGCCGACCGCCUGCUCAGGGACUUGACUGACUUCUGCUCUAACAAGGACAACAGACUGCAGAACUUCUGGGACAGCUGCCAGGAGAAAAUGAACGCCAGCGCCCCCUGACUGAAUACUUUGUUGAUUUUUCAUGAAUCGUGUAACAUGCUGAGCUGUUGCUGAGAUGAAUAUUUCAACUGACUGUUGCUGGUGAUGGCAGAAUAAUGUCAGAAUGGAGGAACCAGACUCCAUCCUCGUCCGUGUUGCUGUUUGUUGAAAUGGAGCCAUUUUGUUCCUUUAUUAUUUACCAGCAAUCUGCAGGGAGGAAAACCCGAAUUUAAGCCCAUCUGUCUGUUUGCUUUUUCUGACUGCUUAUUUAAAUAUAAGCUCUUCUAAUGAUGUCA
Molecule: messenger RNA, 5577 nt
Organism: Fundulus heteroclitus (mummichog)
Lineage: Eukaryota; Metazoa; Chordata; Actinopteri; Cyprinodontiformes; Fundulidae
Gene: depdc5
Product: DEP domain containing 5, GATOR1 subcomplex subunit
Exons: 43
Coding region: 440-5302 (1620 amino acids)
Biological process (GO): intracellular signal transduction; positive regulation of autophagy; cellular response to amino acid starvation
Cellular component (GO): lysosomal membrane; GATOR1 complex
Molecular function (GO): GTPase activator activity
Source: RefSeq, a predicted model, not a curated record